Erinaceus europaeus (western European hedgehog) is the source of this 6978-nucleotide messenger RNA. It is a transcript of the gene COL24A1, whose product is annotated as collagen type XXIV alpha 1 chain. The transcript has 60 exons. The coding region runs from base 514 to 5622 and encodes 1702 amino acids. NCBI's taxonomy places the organism in Eukaryota, Metazoa, Chordata, Mammalia, Eulipotyphla, Erinaceidae. Gene Ontology annotation, molecular function: extracellular matrix structural constituent. The record is from RefSeq and is a predicted model, not a curated record.
UGUUUUUUAAGGACUUCCUACCCACCCCACCUCCCCUAAAUCCUUACCUCCUUCCCAGACCCACAUCAGAGCGCUCCACAGAGUCCUCUUUGAGCCUCAAGUGACCCCAAGCCUGAGCUCCCUGCUGGGCGAGGUCUCCCUCCAGGGCCCACCCUCCAAAGGGAGCGCUUCCCCUAGGCUGGUCCUUACCGGAGCAGCGAGCGCAGAAACCUAGCUGUCUCCCCUGGGGUGUGAUAUUGCUCUCCCCUUUCUAUACCCCCACACCCCUCACCUCCGUCCCCUUCUAGUUGUUGGGGUUUCGGAGCAUCAUUUUCAUGUGAUUGUUUUUUUCCUUUUUCCUUUUGUUUUCCUUCCUUCCUUUCUUUCUUUCUUUCUUUCUUUCUUUCUUUCUUUCUUUCUUUCUUUCUUUCUUCCUUUCUUUCUUUUUUCAUGGACAGUACCUGCACCCCUUAGCACUUCGGAAUUGGCUUCGGUUUUCCCUUAGCGCUUCGCUGCACGGGCACAUGCAAACAAAUGCAUUUAGGAGCCCACAGGACAAGACGUGGAAAGGUCCCCCACACAGCAAAAACGAAACUGCUUCUUAUUUUUGUGUUAUGUGUGGCAGGGGAUACAAUUUAUGCACAAGGACAAGGCAUAGAUAUUCUUCACCAACUAGGCCUUGGAGACAAAGAUGUAAGACACUCGUCAGUGCCUGCUGUGCCAUCAUCAUCUAGGCCACCAAUAUCUCAGGGUAUCACUUUAUCUGAGUCAGGUGUAAUUUUAACAGAUAAUGCUUAUAUUGAGUCACCUCUGAGGGAAAUCUUACCAGUCAACGUUGGACACCCACUGACAGUAUUAAUUAGCUUACAGUCACAUAGACUAAACAAUGCCUUUCUCUUCAGCAUCAGAAAUAAAAGUAGACUGCAACUAGGAGUACAGUUAUUACCCAGAAAGUUAGUGGUGUAUCUUGGAGGAAAACAGUCUGUAGCUUUCAACUACAGUGUUCAUGAUGAGCAAUGGCACUCAUUCGCUAUCACUAUUAGUAACCACAGUGUCUCAAUGUUUGUGGAAUGUGGAAAUCAUCACUUUAGUAAAGAGACUUUGUCAGAUGUUCAGACAUUUGAUCCCGACAGUGUCUUUACAUUGGGAAGUAUGAAUAAUAAUUCUGUCCAUUUUGAAGGGAUAAUAUGUCAGCUUGACAUUAUUCUUUCUGCGGAAGUAUUUUCAAAUUAUUGCAGAUAUAUGAAACAGCAUUGUCUUCGUGAGACAAGCUUUCUUCAAAAAACAGAAUUACCAGCUAAACUAUCUGAAAAUCCUACCUUACCCAAGCAGUUUUCCAGAAAAGUACUAUUAGAGGGCAAAUUAACAGAAGAGAGAAGUACUCCCAAAAAUGAUUCUACAACAUUGCUUAAACAACAUCAACAAAUAUCAAGAUCUCAGCUAAUUUAUCUUUAUUCGGGGAAUGUCUCUGCUGAGGAUGUUGUGAUCUAUGGCUCUGAGGCCAAAGAAAUGACCACUGAAGAACAUACUCAGACAAAUUUAAGCCUGUCAGUGACCCAGUAUCACCUCAGUGAGACAAAAACAAAUAGUGAGGAGAAAUUUAGCUCUCUGCUAAAUGUAUUAGACAAUAUUACACAACAUAAUGAUAGAGAAACUAGUCUGUCACCAUUUAAGAAGACUUCAUCUAUUCCUCCACACAUAAAGCAAGAUGCAAUUACCAACUUCAAGAGAGCUAUCACUGCAAAUCCGCACAUGAAUGAACACAUAGAGACGUGGCAGAAAUUAAACAUAAGUUUAUACAGAGUGACGGAUGAGCCAGCCAUGUACAAUCAACUUGAUGUAAGAGGUGAAGGUGAAUUCGAUCUCGAUGCCAUUUAUCCAAUUGAAAAUAGCUAUGAAACCGAACUUUACGACUAUUAUUACUAUGAGGAUCUGAAAACAAUGCUUGAAAUGGAGAAUCUGAAUGGGCUAAAAGGGGACACUGGACCUCCUGGUCCACCUGGUCCAGCAGGUAUCCCAGGUCCUCCUGGAAAGAGAGGUCCACGGGGCCUACCAGGACCACAUGGAAAUCCUGGAUUACCUGGAUUACCAGGUGCAAAGGGUCACAAAGGAGAUCCAGGAUUUUCCCCAGGGCAAGCUAUUUCUGGAGAAAAGGGUGAUCAAGGUUUUGCUGGAAUAAUAGGCCCUCCUGGUGUGCCAGGUCAUAAGGGUCUCAAAGGACAUCAGGGACUUCCAGGACUCCGGGGUGAACAAGGUAUUCCAGGACUAGCUGGUAAUAGUGGUUCACCUGGUUACCCUGGCAGGCAGGGUUUAGCUGGACCACAGGGAAAUCCCGGUUCUAAAGGUGUACGAGGUUUCAUUGGUUCUCCUGGAGAAGCAGGACAACUGGGAACUGAAGGAGAAAGAGGUGUCCCUGGGGUCCGUGGAAAGAAGGGUCUUAAGGGAACACAGGGCUUUCCAGGUGACUUUGGAGAAAGAGGCUCCGCUGGUCUUGAUGGCAGUCCUGGACUUGUAGGGAGCAUUGGUCCUCCUGGGUUUCCUGGAAUUAGAGGCGCUAUUGGCCCUGCAGGACCGAUUGGACCCUCUGGAAUUCCUGGCCCAGUGGGUCUUUCAGGAAAUAAAGGCCUACCUGGAAUCAAAGGUGAUAAGGGUGAGCAGGGCAUUGCAGGAGAAAUAGGAGAAUCAGGGUUUCCUGGAGACAAGGGUGCUAUUGGUUUUCCAGGACCACCAGGAAUGAGGGGAAAGCCAGGACAUUCAGGUCAAGCAGGUGACCCAGGACCCCCAGGACCAUCUGGCCCUCCAGGACCAGAGGGUUUUCCAGGAGAUAUUGGGAUUCCUGGACAAAAUGGACCUGAAGGAUCAAAGGGACACCUUGGAAACAGAGGGCCUCCUGGACCUCCUGGCCUUAAAGGAGCUCAGGGAGAAGAAGGACCAAUUGGACCAUUUGGAGAACUGGGGCCAAGAGGAAAACCAGGUCAAAAGGGAAAUGCAGGAGAUCCAGGACCAGAAGGCUUAAAGGGAGAAGUUGGAGAUCUAGGAAGCACUGGAAAGAUUGGUGAAACAGGUCCUGUGGGUUCACCUGGAGAAGCUGGGAUGACUGGAAGCAUUGGUGAGAAGGGAGACCGUGGAAGUCCAGGUCCAGUAGGGCCCCAGGGGGAAAAGGGUGCUAUGGGCUAUCCAGGUCACCCUGGGCUCCCAGGACCCACGGGCUUACUAGGAUUACCUGGUCACGUGGGAGAAAGAGGGCCACCUGGAAGUCAAGGUCCUAAAGGACGGAAAGGACCAAGAGGACUAGAUGGACUUCCAGGGGAACGAGGUAUACAAGGUGUCAAGGGCGAAAAAGGAGAUCAAGGAAAAAGAGGUCCUUCUGGUCUUACUGGAAAGACUGGAAGCCCUGGAGAGAGGGGAGCCCAAGGAAAAUCAGGAUUACAAGGACCCCCUGGCAGUACAGGAGACAGGGGAGUUGCAGGAGAACCAGGGCCACGAGGACUUCAAGGUGAUGCUGGGCUUCCUGGAGAAAUGGGUGCUGAGGGACCUUCAGGUAUGGAGGGAGAAUCUGGACUGCAAGGCGAGCCAGGGGCUAAGGGAGAUAUUGGACCAGCCGGCACUAUUGGUGUUACUGGGGAGGCAGGGCUGCGGGGUGAACCAGGAGCUCCUGGGGAAGAAGGUCUCCAAGGAAAAGAUGGAUUAAAGGGGACCCCAGGAGGAAGAGGACUGCCUGGAGAGGAUGGAGAUCAAGGAGAGACAGGCUCACCAGGGAUUCCAGGACCCAUAGGUAGACCAGGUCUGGUGGGUCCUCUGGGACUGGAAGGGAUUGUGGGAGUUCCAGGACAAAAAGGUCGUCCAGGAAAAAAGGGUGAUAAAGGACAAAUAGGACCCACAGGAGAAAUUGGAAGCAGAGGUGCUCCUGGACAAAUUGGAGAAAGUGGCCCUAAAGGUGCCAGAGGAACUAGAGGUGCUGUGGGACACCUAGGAUUGAUAGGACCUGAUGGGGAACCAGGAAUUCCAGGAUACAGGGGUCAUCAAGGUCAACCAGGACUUUCUGGGUUGCUUGGCCCUAAAGGAGAAAAGGGUUACCCAGGAGAAGAUAAUACAGUUCCAGGGCCACCUGGACCUCGAGGUGAACCAGGUCCAGUGGGGGAACAAGGAGAGAGAGGAGAUCCCGGAGAAGAGGGAUAUAAGGGCCAUGUGGGUCUACCAGGGUCAAGAGGUACCAUUGGCCAACAAGGAUCUCCAGGUGAUCCAGGUGAGCAGGGAGAACAAGGACUAAAAGGAGAAAGAGGAUCUGAAGGUCCUGUGGGGAAAAAAGGAACUCCUGGUCCUGCUGGGAAACGUGGGACUCCAGGCCCUCCAGGAUUACCUGGGCCAAAAGGCACACAAGGAUACCAUGGAACAUAUGGAAUUUCAGGAAAUCCUGGAAAAGCUGGGUUACCAGGAAAACAGGGACUUCCAGGUAUCAGAGGCAGCCCUGGAAGAACAGGACUGACUGGCUUUCCAGGUCCUAGAGGAGCAAAAGGUUCAUCAGGCCUGCCAGGAAACCCAGGAAUCCGAGGCCCAAAGGGUGAACAAGGGCUACUUGGACAGUCUGGAAUUCAAGGUAAAAGAGGUGACAGAGGAGUCCAAGGUGAUCAAGGAGCCCGUGGAGAGCCUGGCCUGAAAGGGCAGCCUGGGGAACAUGGUGCCCGGGGUUUGACAGGUUUCCAAGGAUUUCCAGGCCCCAAAGGUCCUGAUGGAGAUGCUGGCAUGGUUGGAAUAACAGGACCUAAAGGUCCUGCUGGACAAAGAGGAAACACUGGCCCCCUUGGCAGAGAAGGUAUAAUAGGGCCAACAGGUAGAACUGGACCAAGAGGUGAAAAGGGCUUUGAAGGUGAAACUGGUCCCCAAGGACCAAGAGGUCAGCCAGGACCUCCUGGACCACCUGGAGCGCCAGGUCCAAGAAGACAAAUGGACAUCAAUAGUGUUAUUCAAACCUUGAUUGAGUCACAUACUACCCAUCAGGUACAGAGUUACCAAAACACUGAAGUGUUAGUUGACCACAGUACAGAGAUAUUCAAAACACUGAACUACCUUAGCAAUUUAUUGCACAGCAUCAAGAAUCCCCUUGGCACACGAGAAAACCCAGCACGAAUCUGCAAAGAUUUGCUUAACUGUGAACACAAAGUAUCAGAUGGAAAAUACUGGAUUGAUCCAAAUCUUGGAUGCUCUUCAGAUGCCAUUGAGGUUUUCUGCAAUUUCAGUGCUGGUGGUCAGACCUGUUUAUCUCCUGUUUCUGUCACAAAGUUGGAGUUUGGAGUUGGGAAAGUCCAGAUGAACUUCCUUCAUUUAUUGAGCUCAGAAGCCACACACAUCAUCACCAUCCACUGUCUAAACACUCCAUUGUGGACAAGUGCUCAGACAAGUGACACAGGAACACCCAUUGGCUUCAAGGGAUGGAAUGGCCAGAUUUCUGAACAAAACACUCUACUUGGACCCAAAGUACUUUCAGAUGAUUGCAAGAUUCAAGAUGGCAGCUGGCAUAAGGCAAAAUUCCUUUUUCAUACCAAUGACCCUAAUCAACUACCCAUAAUUGAAAUACAGAAACUUCCUCAUCUCAGAGCUCAACAGAAGUACUACAUUGAAAGCAGCUCUGUGUGUUUUCUUUAAAAGGCUAUGAAUCAGUUCAGAGCUUAUUCCGUGGGCAGGUAAUUGCUGUCAACAAGAGGGAAAAUAUAUAGACAGAAAGAUUUUAUUGUUAUGGAUUAGAACAAAGGCUAAAUCUUUAAGAAUCUCAGGAAGAAAAGAUUUUCUCUGAAGAAGGAGAAAAGACAUUUUUUUAAAGGACUAUGAUUGAUAAAGUAUUUAAUUCUUUUUAAAAUGAUAUUGAUCUGAGCUUUUUUUCAGAGAAUUCCCUAGAUCUGGAGAUGUAUAAGCAUGGAAUUCUUCAGGUUAUGCUUAAUUUUUUUUUCACUGUCUGAGAGCAAAGUACUUUAGACAGCUGGAGAUGCAGAGCAUGGUGGAGCAAUACUGGUUAGUGCUGUCACAUGUGCAAUGCUUCUGUCUAAAAAUAACAAGCCACAAUCUGAUAUGUCUUAUUUUCCCAAAUACUAAGCUGUAUUUAAGACCCUAAUGGGCAUAUACAUCUUAGCUGGUGGUACACUACCUCUUAAAUGUUGCCUUUUUGUGUUGCUUGGUGCUCUUUCGAAAACAAGGUGCUUGUGACAUUGAUAAACCAUUUGAUUUCUUUUUUCAUCUUUGUCAUUCUUCAAGAGUGUAUGUACUGGUUACAUCAAGAUUUAUUUUGUUGUUAGUACUUAUUUUAAUCUGUUUGGUCACAUACUAAAUAGCAAGUAAAAUGUUAUUUAUGUGAAGUCCUUUUAUUUUAAAAUUCUCUUUGUGUAUAUGGAAUCGAAGUUGGCACAUUGUAACCUAUACUUAUGCACAACAGGUUUGAGAGAUUUCUUUUUAUGUUUUAUUUUUUAAAUUGUUGUAAAAAAAUUAUAGGCCAGCUACAUCUAGUAGUGGGCUUGGGUUAGAGGUUGGGGGUUGCAAUAUACUAUUUUUAAAAAUCCGUGAUCAUCUGGAAUGAUACUUUGUGUGUGUGUGUGUGUGUGUGUGUAAAUAUAUAUGUGUGUAAUUUGUAAAGUUUUAUUCUGCAAACCCUUUGAAAUUGCUGCUGUUUUAAAUUAUAAAAACCUUUGUAUUUCUGCUUCAUAAAAAUUACAUAAUAGCAAUCACUAAUUUUCUUUUAUUAUUCUUAGAUUUACUAUGUGGGGACCUAAAAUGUAUUCAACAUAGUCUUUAAAGAAACAUAUAGAAAAGAAAAAGAAAAGAAAAACAGUCUUUUCCUUUUUGAAGUAGCUCAGACAUUUCAAAGUUUUCUUGUUGCCAAGAAAUGUUAGUUUUAAGUUGUUUUUUUUUUAAAAAAAAAACACACAUAGUAUAACUUUUGGCAUAUAGAAAGCUUAUCUAUUACCCUCAGCAAACCAUGCUUACCAAGCAAUAAUAAAAAUGUGCCUUAUA